Molecule: messenger RNA, 1264 nt
Organism: Columba livia (rock pigeon)
Lineage: Eukaryota; Metazoa; Chordata; Aves; Columbiformes; Columbidae
Gene: TMX2
Product: thioredoxin related transmembrane protein 2
Exons: 7
Coding region: 67-1053 (328 amino acids)
Biological process (GO): brain development
Cellular component (GO): membrane-bounded organelle
Molecular function (GO): disulfide oxidoreductase activity
Source: RefSeq, a predicted model, not a curated record
GCCUCCCGCAUACGAGCAGGUGGGCGGCCCAAUCGGAGGGGGCCGGUCGUGCGCGCGGAUGCCAAGAUGGCGGUGCUGGCGCCGCUGCUGGCGCUGCUGUACUCGGUGCCCGGGCUGUGCCGCUGGCUGGCGCGGCCCUACUACCCGCUGUCCGCGCUGCUGGCCACCGCCUUCCUGCUCGUCCGCAAGGUCCCGCCGCUCUGCCAGGGGCUGCCCUCGCAGCGGGAGGAUGGCAACCCCUGCGACUUCGACUGGCGGGAGGUGGAGAUCCUCAUGUUCCUCAGCGCCAUCGUGAUGAUGAAGAACCGACGCUCCAUCACCGUGGAGCAGCACAUUGGGAACAUCUUCAUGUUCAGCAAAGUGGCGAACGCCAUCCUCUUCUUCCGCCUGGACAUCCGCAUGGGCCUGCUGUACCUCACACUCUGCAUAGUGUUCCUGAUGACCUGCAAGCCCCCGCUCUACAUGGGCCCUGAGUACAUCAAGUAUUUCAGCGACAAGACCAUAGAUGAGGAGCUGGAGCGGGACAAGCGGGUGACCUGGAUCGUUGAGUUCUUUGCCAACUGGUCCAGCGAGUGCCAGUCCUUCGCCCCCAUCUUCGCCGACCUCUCGCUCAAGUACAACUGCUCGGGGCUGCACUUUGGGAAGGUGGAUGUUGGCCGGUACACGGAUGUCAGCACCAGGUCUGGGGGGACGGGCUGGGCAGUGGCGCCGGGCUGGGGUCUCCGGAAGACCCCAGCUCACUCAUCUGCCCGCAGUCCCCACCAGCCUCUGCCAUCCUGCUGCAGGUACAAGGUCAGCACCUCCCCCCUCACCAAGCAGCUGCCCACCCUCAUCCUCUUCCAGGGCGGGACAGAGACCAUGCGCCGGCCGCAGAUCGACAAGAAGGGCCGGGCCGUGUCCUGGACCUUCUCUGAGGAGAACGUGAUCCGGGAGUUCAACCUCAACGAGCUCUACCAGAGGGCCAAGAAGCAGCCAAAGCCGCGGGAGGAGGCGCCUGAGGAAUCCCCCGCAGCGCGGGCACCGUUGCCGGGGGAGACCAAGAAGGACAAGUAGAAGCUGCCCCCUGCUCUCGCCCAUCGCGCGUCACUGUCUCCUGGUGGCGCUGGCCCCCGGGACCCCUGCCCAGGGCUCUCUGUGGGGGCAGCUGCGGGCUAGGCCCGGGGGUGCCGUGUGGGCCAGGCCCGGCGUGGGCGGGGCAGAGGCCAGGCCCACCCUCGGUUAACGCUCGUCCUCAUCGCUGACAAUAAACGGUGUGUGUCCGCGU